GGAAGCCAUUCACAAGACCACUUGCUGAUCUACCGCUGCUGACAUAGUCUCUAGCAACACCAAUUUCCUUUUUUCUCUAUCUUCUUCCUCCAAAGCUUGGCUCGAUUCCUUCCGCAACUCCAAAAACGUCAACCCUAACCCUAAAUUUAGGCAAGAGAAGAAAGGGGGACUAGCAUACCACCUUCGCAGUCUUUGAAGGAUGAGCCUGACGCCAUGGUAGUACUACCUCAUCCUCCACUUGGGUUUAGUGGUGAUGAGGAGGAGGAGGAUGAGGAUGGUAAGGUAAUGAUUGGAUUGCCAUGGCCACCUCUAGGUUUGGGUUUAAAGGAAGAUGAAGUGAUGAUUGGGCCAUUGCCAGCAGCGGUAGAGUUCGAUUUGGAUGAGUUGGAUUUGGAGGAGGAAAGCUAGGAAGGGAACCAUUAUAGGAUUCCAAUGAGCAAUGAGAUUGUGCUCAAGGGACGCACUAAGGUAUCUACUUUCUAAUUUCUUCUAGCUCUAUGUGCUCAUAAUUUCUGUUGUAUUGCUAUUAUUUAUUUGUUGGCAUUACCAUUGAUGGAUGGACGCCCUAUGAUGAACGCAAGUUAUUGUUGAAGAAAUUAGAAACCAUAGU
Rubroshorea leprosula is the source of this 610-nucleotide messenger RNA. The record is from the annotation of a GenBank genome assembly. Lineage: Eukaryota; Viridiplantae; Streptophyta; Magnoliopsida; Malvales; Dipterocarpaceae.